AUGGAAACUGUUUCUUCUGAUCCAAAGACGGAAUCUCAAGUCUACUCACAUUCCGCUCAACUGCUUUAUAAACAGGACACGUGUUCAAAUUGUGUUGAAUGUAAUGAUACAAGUUGUAUCCAAUGUGCAGAGGGAUACUUUUUAAAAGACGGCCGGUGUGUACCAUGUGGAGCGGAUUGUAUUGAGUGUGGCCAAGAUGAGUGUUAUGUAUGUGCUCAUUCCUAUCACCUCAUACUCAAAAGUUGUAUGAAUGAAACGACAAUCGAUACAAUAGUGAUUUGUUGUGUCAUAGCGUUAUUUGUCUUUUUAUUAGCAGGUUUUCUUAUUGUUUUAGUACCCAUUAAAGUGGCUUCCAAAUGUAAAGUAGCACUGAAAAAAUACAACCAAAGCGAUUAUUCCGAACUUAAUUGA
This is a messenger RNA of Entamoeba invadens IP1, 411 nucleotides long. RefSeq lists its product as hypothetical. The record is from RefSeq and is a predicted model, not a curated record. Lineage: Eukaryota; Evosea; Mastigamoebida; Endamoebidae. The coding region runs from base 1 to 411 and encodes 136 amino acids. The transcript has 2 exons.